UAUCACACAGGCCCUGGUAUGGUACUAAGUUCGCGUCCAAGUUCCAACGCGUCUUCAAGUUAGCUUGACAGAGAUGCAACUCAAGAUAAUUUCCAAUUUCUAAUUGUUCAUAUCCGAUUUUGCAAUUCCUAUCAUCCGAUGGAAAUCCUUGUUUCUACAUAAUUGGCGAAUUUCUCCCAAAGAAGCAUUUAUUUCAACAUUACGAUGGAACAGCCUACCUCAGACCAAAGUUCGAGCGCGUCGCCGAUUCGUGAAUGCGAGGCAUCAGGCCCAGUGCCUGAAAUUCAGGCCGCUCUGCUCGAUGCUUACGAUAAUAUCGAGUCUCAUGGGGAAUAUUCUAUCUUUUGGGGGCUGGACCCUAGAACAUUCGUGAACCCCGACAUCAGCGUUCCUGGCGUUGGCCCAAUUACCCUCCCUCUAUGCGAACCUCAAGCAAGACAAUUGAUCGACAAAUCGCGUCUUUCGCCGUUUGGCAAAGGCACGGAAACCGUGGUAGAUACGUCAGUACGGAAUACCUGGGAAAUCGAUGCAUCCCAGUUCGAGAUAAUGAACCCGGAUUGGAACCCCCUCUUCACAGAGAUCGUGGCUAUCGCAGCCGAAGGGCUUGGAGUUUCUGUCCCUAUAGAGGCAGUACCAUACAAAAUGCUGAUCUAUGAGAAGGGAGCCCACUUCAAGGCUCACACCGACACGGAAAAGAUCCCUGGGAUGCUAGGGACUCUUGUGAUCUCCCUUCCUUCCCCGCACAAGGGCGGAGACGUCAUUCUGAAGCAUGGGAACGAGAAGAAGACAUAUUCCUCCUCUAAGCAUCUACAAUCCUUUGCAUGUUGGUAUUCAGAUGCUGAACACGAAGUCUGUGAGGUCACGUCUGGGUACCGAUGGGUGUUAACCUACAACCUUGCUGUCAAAAAUGGACUACACAUUCCUUCCUUGGAGUCACUUGCCCACCCGAAGGAGAUUUUCAAGGGCUUGCUGAGCAAGUGGCAAGAAAAUCUGAUGAAAGGCGAUGAUUCAUUCAAGCAUGCUGUUUUUGCCUUGAGUCACAAAUACUCCCAACAAGGUUUGGAGUACCAGAAACUCAGGCCAAUAGAUCGUCUUCGUGCGCAGUGCCUAUUGGACGCCGGAAACGAGACUGACUUUGAGGUUUUCCUUGCGUCUAUCGAGAAACAUGCCUGGGGUGGAACAGGGGACAAUGACAGUUGGGGGUAUAAGAGGCGCCGUUACUCUGGAUAUGGCUAUGGCUACGACGAGGACGAGGACGAUGAAGAUACGGCCAGUCACCAUAGCAUCGUGGACCUAAUUUCUAGUUAUAUACUCCUCAAGGAUGUCACACUGCUUUCGGGCCAACUUCUGAUGAAAGAAGUGACGAUCCCACAGGACGAUCAGAUCCUUACCAGGAAUGAAGCUUUUGGCGAGAGACCAGACAGUGAGGACUACACCGGGUUCACAGGAAAUGAGGGCGCGCAAGUUACCCAUUUUUAUAGGAACUCGGCACUCGUCGUGGUUCCUCGUUCGCUGGUCCUCUCAUUUGCAGAAAACAUACGAUCUAGCUGGUCAGGUAACAGGCCUGAUUACCCUGCUCUCAUAGAAUAUUACCUCUCGGGUCUCCAGUCGGACAGCGACUCGGUCAAGGAGCGAGCGGUCAAUGUUUGCACGAAUAUUGUCACAACAAUGGCGGCUGCCAACCAGACGAUCCUCGCUCGGCAUUUGGCGCCCCCAAUCGCCGCCGCGUUGCGGAAAGGGGAUAUCCAGACCUUUAAAAAGUUGGUCACCUUCCGAACGAAAAUGUCUUUUGGUAGGCAAUUUCUGCAGAACCUGAAGGAGACUGCAACUGGUAAGGGCAUAAACUUCCAGGACAUUCGUGAUCCUAUGUCCUUACUUGUUCGGAAAUCGCCACAUUUCCAAGAUCGAUACGAAUCGUUGCAGGGUGUUGUUCCAGCAUCAAUAGAUCGAAAUCUCAAAGAUUCGGAUAGGGGUUUUGUAAUGGAGGUAUUUGAACAAUCGAUAAAAGACAUGGAGCACAUCCAGGACGAAUCAGAUCAGCCGCGAGAAGAAGAUGGGGCUGCUUUCGUCGAUUUCGCCAUGGAGUACAAGGGAUGCGAGGAUGUAAACCAAAUCCUGGAGAUCUUGUUCAGCAAGUGUGGGCAGCACGUGCGACUCAUGAUUGGGAUAAUGCAACAAUUAAAGGCUCUAGUCGCGGAUCGUGUGCUGUCCAAAACAGUAUGCGACUCCUUCUGGAACGACGCACUCACCGCGGUGUCGAGAGAUGCUACGGUUCCCUACUACCCCGGUAUUCAUGACGGUGCAAUCCACCGUCGCGCACAUGGGAAACUCGUUUGGAUUUUCAACUAUCUCAUGAAGCGAAAGAGAUACGAAGACAUAUCGAAACUGGUGGACCGUAUUACUAACCAUAUGACUACCGGACCGCACCUUCCACCGAAUGCAUUCGAUGAGAACUAUCUUGUGGUCCUCAAUGAGCUUGCACUCCAACAAUAUCAUAUUCCGUCCGACACGCCAUCCAUCCGGAAACUGUUCCAGGUGGUGCUUACCACCUAUCUUCAAACUGGCGUCGGAACGGAGCCGGAUGGACUUAGGCCACUGACGCGUCCACCCGUAAGGCAUCAGUGUCGUGACUGCAUUGCGCUUUCUUCUUGGCUUCAGAGCAGUACAACAACCACCACGGAGUUCAGCAUCGGUCAAAAGCGCAGACGUCAUCUUCAGAAUCAGAUAGCAGCAUACCGGGAGCUCGAGUGCCAGGCGGAGGACUUUCCAGAUAGUAUCUGUGGGACAUUGGUCGUUACGAAAAAGUUCGAUGGCAUCAAAAAGCGGGAACAGGAAUGGUUGCAACGAUACGAGGCCGCUUUCGAUCGUUUGAAGAGGUUCGGGGAAGCGAGGCUCAAGGAGAUGCUUGGAGACCAAUUCGAAUCCAUCUGGGAGAUGGAGACCAUUCGCACCCCCGGCGGUAUAUUGAAUAAAAGAGUUAGAAAGGCUGUGGCAGACUUUGCGCUGACGCGUGUGUCGGGGAAUUCGGAUGCUCCUCAGGUGCCUCCACAACUCGCUGGCACAAAGCGGAAAGCUGUUCAAAUCAUUGACUUGACAGAGGAUGGAAGUUGAGGCGGAGGGCAUGCUAGCUGAUGGCAGAAUCCGGGUUCUUUUGAGCAUUGGCGGUUUGGAGGUAAACUGGUUCUGGUUGAUAAUAGGAGGUUCUACUUCGGAUGGCGGUUUGGUAGAUCCUAGUACGAUAGAUUAUCCUCA
Molecule: messenger RNA, 3252 nt
Organism: Eremomyces bilateralis CBS 781.70
Lineage: Eukaryota; Fungi; Ascomycota; Dothideomycetes; Eremomycetales; Eremomycetaceae
Exons: 5
Coding region: 205-3111 (968 amino acids)
Source: RefSeq, a predicted model, not a curated record